CAAAUUAGUCGCCGCUAACUAUGUGAGCCGUUCGUUUUCUAAAAUGUACAAACUAGUUUUAAGCGCCUUUUGUAUUUUAAUACAUUCCAACGAAAUACAUUCGCAAGACUUACGAGCCGUACGACAAAGACUUGUUAGUUACCAGAGAUGUCUGUUGGACAGCGACUGCCGAGAAAACUCAUUUUGUUUCGACAACGACCAGCACAGAAUCGGAAUAUGCAAAUGCACGGAUGGAUACGAAUUGUUGUAUAGGAACAGGACAUAUUACGCCUGUUUAAAAUUUGCGGGUUACGAUCAGGAAUGCGUACAAGACACGCAGUGUAUAGAAAGCUUGGGCGCCCUCUCUACAUGCGAUGGGUUCUGCAAGUGUGUAGAUGGCGCUCAUCGCUACACCGACGGGAGAUGUUACAAGAGCAUCCUAUUGGACGAUUUCUGUCAGACGGACGCCAACUGCAUCCUGGGCGACGGCACAUUCGCCUUCUGCGCAGACGGUCAGUGCAGUUGCAACUUGAAGCAGCAACCGUCCGCCGACAAGCUGAGUUGUAUAGAAACGCGAAAUCUGGGGGAAAGCUGCUCGGACAAUAAUCAGUGCUCUCUAACGGAAAACGCUAUUUGCAGGGAGGUGUGCAGGUGUGCCGCCGGAUACGUGUUGUCCAGGAACAGAACCGCGUGUUUAAAAGCCGCUACGUAUUUUCUGGAACCUUGCGAGGAGAACCCCCAGUGCUCGGAGUUUUUGAGGGGUGCCGCUUGUGUCGCAGGAAACUGUUCCUGCAUGGACGGGUUUCACGGGUUUGAAAACACGUGCGCCAGGAGUGCAGGAUUGGGAGAAGCUUGCGCGGCUUUGGAAGAAUGCGUUACGGAACGACAGUUUGGCAACAUUGUCAACUGCACCGAAGGCAUAUGUCAGUGUCAGAGGGGGGUAGUGGACGAGAGACAUGGAUGCUCGCGCAGCGAUGACGUUCCCGUAAACGAUUCGCUUAUAGUGUUUUUUACCGUUAUUUAUUUAAUUAAGGCCGCCUUAGAUUGGUAAGGGACAACCGAACAAAAAUAA
Cylas formicarius (sweet potato weevil) is the source of this 1051-nucleotide messenger RNA. RefSeq names its product multiple epidermal growth factor-like domains protein 10. Bases 44 to 1030 code for a protein of 328 amino acids. The transcript is spliced from 6 exons. NCBI's taxonomy places the organism in Eukaryota, Metazoa, Arthropoda, Insecta, Coleoptera, Brentidae. The record is from RefSeq and is a predicted model, not a curated record.